Molecule: messenger RNA, 1730 nt
Organism: Puntigrus tetrazona (Sumatra barb)
Lineage: Eukaryota; Metazoa; Chordata; Actinopteri; Cypriniformes; Cyprinidae
Product: protein delta homolog 1
Exons: 5
Coding region: 272-1084 (270 amino acids)
Molecular function (GO): Notch binding
Source: RefSeq, a predicted model, not a curated record
UUUAGCUCCGUGGGUCAGGCUGAAGCAGCAGCAGCUCGCGGAGCUUCAGUCGGAUUCUUCUCUCUAAGUCGCUCUGAUCGUCGCACACUUUCUCAGAUGAGUUUCUGUGUUUCCGGCGCGAGACAGGAAGCCUGAGGACUAGUUUAGCUGAGUUGGGCAGCUAGAGGACUAGUUUAGUUUGGCGAUGUCCUGCUCGCGCGCUCAGCGGUAAGUUUGUGUGAUGAUGUGAAGGUGAUUAUCAGCGGAGGAUCGAGGAUCGAGCUGCGGGAGGAUGAAUGUAUUUCUCCGGCUCGGAUUCUCAUUUCUGCUGCUCCUCUGCGCGCUGGUUUCUGCUCAAGGUCCAGAAUGUGGAGCUGGAUGUCAUCACGGCUUCUGUGAGCAGCCUGGAGAAUGCAGGUGCAGAGCAGGUUGGCGUGGUGCGGCGUGUGAUCAGUGUGUUUCUUCUCCUGACUGUGUUCAUGGAGUGUGUGAAGAGCCGGGGCAGUGUGUCUGUGAGAGAGGAUGGACGGGAGCUCUCUGUGAUCGAGAGGCUCGUCGGUGUUCUUCAAAACCCUGCUCGAGAAACUCUACCUGCGUGGAGACCGGAGGAGGAGGACACGUCUGUGUUUGUUCUCCUGGACGCACAGCGGAGGACUGCCUGAAGAACGGCCCGUGUUCGGAGCUCAGCUCUCGCUGUCAGAACGGAGGAAGCUGCGUGAACUCCUCGUGCCUCUGUCCGGCCGGAUUCAGCGGACCGUCCUGCGAGCUCCACACCGGCAGGCUCCGGCACAAACCCCGAGCGAAAGCGUCCGGCCCGGCUCACGCCUUCCACAAGCUGCUGCUGCGUCCGGCCGGGGCCGACCCGCUGGUGACCCGCAGCCAGGUCAUCUGCUUCGCCGUUCUGGGGCUCCUCACCUGCCUGGUCAUCCUGGUCACCACCGGCAUCGUCUUCUUCAACCGCUGCGAGACCUGGAUGGCCAAUGCUAAGUACAGUCAGCUGGUGAGAGAGCUGAGAGCGUCCGACCGUGAGAGACAGGCCCUCAACAUCGUCCUGCCCGAGAAGAUCAAGCUGAGCAGCUACGGCCAGCGCUACACGUCCAUAUAGUGAUCAUCUGACCAGCGCUAGACGUCCAUAUAGUGAUCAUCUGACCAGCGCUAGACGUCCAUAUAGUGAUCAUCUGACCAGCGCUACACGUCCAUAUAGUGAUCAUCAUCUGACCAGCGCUAGACGUCCAUAUAGUGAUCAUCUGACCAGCGCUAGACGUCCAUAUAGUGAUCAUCUGACCAGCGCUAGACGUCCAUAUAGUGAUCAUCAUCUGACCAGCGCUAGACGUUCAUAUAGUGAUCAUCAUCUGACCAGCACUAGACGUCCAUAUAGUGAUCAUCUGACCAGCGGACGAAGCACCUGAUCUCAUUCAUGCACACAUUUACAUGAACAGAUGAUUAAUGUAGCACUAAAUAAACUACUGGUUAUUAAUGCUCCUUCUGACUGUCUUGGCGGUAUGGUUUUGCACUUUCUCUCUUUUUUAACUACAAACGAACACCUUAAAAAGAUUAAACGUUGCAUACGCUGCAAAAAAAAAGAGAUUAUCUACCUUUGUAUUUUUGUUUUCCACUAUAAAUAUGAUCGUUCUGUUUAUUCUGAUUCCUUCCAUUUGGAUAAAACAUCUGUUAAAUGUAUGAGCAUUAUUAAAUCGAGAUGUGAAAUGUUUUGAACAUAAAAAUAAAUUUGUUUAUGCUUAAACCAAGAA